AUGUCCCCCUGUCCCCAGCCUGCCUGCCGCCUGCUCGGCAGGCCCCUGGGCCUCAUCAGCCUGUCCCUGUGGCUCAGCCCGGCUGCAGCUGAACCCUGCGAGUGUGGUCUGGGCCUCAGCCGCGAGGCGCUCAUCACCCUGCUGGUGGUGCUGGCGGGAGUGAGUGCCACCUGCUUCUGUGCCCUGGUGGUGGUGGCGAUUGGCGUCAUCAGAGCCAAGGGCGAGAUGCGUCCCAAAAACACAGGCAACAGGCUGGUGGGGCACUUUGGGGCCCAGGAAGAGCACAUGGACCUGCAGACAGUGCACGUGGAGUCCCACCACAUGGACCAGGAGCAGGAGCUGGACGUGUCCGUGGUAACGCCCCUGAAGGUGGUCCCCGAGGAGCUGCCCAUCCAGUCCCUGGAGGGGAACCUGGACGAGCCUCUGGAUUCCGGGGCCCCACCCCAGCGGCUAGAGGAACUACCCCCAUCCGCACCCCCAAUUCAGUAG
This is a messenger RNA of Sorex fumeus (smoky shrew), 489 nucleotides long. RefSeq names its product transmembrane protein 210 (gene TMEM210). The transcript has 4 exons. Bases 1 to 489 code for a protein of 162 amino acids. NCBI's taxonomy places the organism in Eukaryota, Metazoa, Chordata, Mammalia, Eulipotyphla, Soricidae. The record is from RefSeq and is a predicted model, not a curated record.